Jaculus jaculus (lesser Egyptian jerboa) is the source of this 1858-nucleotide messenger RNA. It is a transcript of the gene Phb1, whose product is annotated as prohibitin 1. Bases 92 to 910 code for a protein of 272 amino acids. The record is from RefSeq and is a predicted model, not a curated record. Gene Ontology annotation, biological process: mitochondrion organization. Gene Ontology annotation, cellular component: membrane; mitochondrion. The transcript has 7 exons. NCBI's taxonomy places the organism in Eukaryota, Metazoa, Chordata, Mammalia, Rodentia, Dipodidae.
GCUUUUUGGCGCACGCGCAGUAUGCGUAGUUGGGGAAUUCAUGUGGAGGUCAGAGUGAAAGCAGGUGUGAGUGGGUCCAACUGAAGGAAAAAUGGCUGCUAAAGUGUUUGAGUCCAUCGGCAAAUUUGGCUUGGCCUUAGCGGUUGCAGGAGGCGUGGUGAACUCUGCCUUAUAUAAUGUGGAUGCUGGGCAUAGAGCUGUCAUCUUUGACCGAUUCCGUGGAGUGCAGGACAUUGUGGUAGGGGAAGGGACUCACUUUCUCAUCCCUUGGGUGCAGAAACCAAUUAUCUUUGAUUGCCGCUCUCGACCACGGAAUGUACCAGUCAUCACUGGUAGCAAAGAUUUGCAGAAUGUCAACAUCACACUGCGCAUCCUCUUCCGGCCUGUCGCCAGCCAGCUUCCUCGAAUCUACACCAGCAUCGGCGAGGACUACGACGAGCGCGUGCUGCCGUCCAUCACCACGGAGAUCCUCAAGUCGGUGGUGGCUCGCUUUGAUGCUGGAGAACUGAUCACCCAAAGAGAGCUGGUCUCCAGGCAGGUGAGUGAUGACCUCACAGAGCGAGCAGCAACCUUUGGGCUCAUCCUGGACGACGUGUCCUUGACACAUCUGACCUUCGGGAAGGAGUUCACAGAAGCUGUGGAAGCCAAACAGGUGGCUCAGCAGGAAGCAGAGAGGGCCAGAUUUGUGGUGGAAAAGGCUGAGCAGCAGAAGAAGGCAGCCAUCAUCUCUGCCGAGGGCGACUCCAAGGCAGCCGAGCUGAUCGCCAACUCCCUGGCCACUGCGGGGGACGGCCUCAUCGAGCUGCGCAAGCUCGAGGCUGCCGAGGACAUCGCGUACCAGCUCUCUCGCUCCAGGAACAUCACCUACCUGCCGGCCGGGCAGUCCGUACUCCUGCAGCUGCCCCAGUGAGGCCCGCCCUGCCUGAGCCUCCUCGGCUCCCGACCUCCGGGCCACAGCCCUGAUGGUUCUGAACACCACCACCGUCCUCCUGUCCCCACCUCAGAAAUCACUGUGAAAUUUCAUGAUUGGCUUAAAGUGAAGGAAAUAAAAUCAAAUCACUACAGAUACCUAAUUAUCAAAUGAAACUUUCAUUGCUCCCAUAUCCAUCUGCCUUUUCAGACACUUUCCUACCCAUGAUUGCCAGGUGCUGACACAGAGUGGCUUUUGGGCCCUUCUGGGCCUGCUGGCACUGCGGCUUAGGCACUGGCAAUUGGCAAAAGAAAGGGCAGGGCAGUGUGCACUGUGGUCGCAGAGCACAGCUGGCAGCCCAAGCAGACCUGUAGCCCCCGCCCCCCCCCCCCUCCCGUGAUUCCUUGAAGAUUUGAGGACAGUGGCACCUGCAGCAGCGCCAGGAAGGCAGCCCCGUUUUCCCAGCCCUCCAAGCACAGAUGCAGCUGCAGGGGCUCAUAGAGGAAGUGCUCCGUCUUAACCGUAGGGCGGACUCCCUCUAACUGCGACCGACCGGCGGAAGCAGGUGUGUGUGAAAGGGCACAGGAUGAUGAAUCUGCCCCUGCUGAGGUGGGUGGGCUUGAUUUUGCUGCCCCCCAGAGUCCUAAAGCUGGGAUGGACUUGGAUAGUACGAGGGGCCUGGACUGAGAUGUGAGUCCUAUAGAAGACUUCCUGUCCACACACACACACACACACCCCAACCUUGGUCCUCAAAUACCCAAAGGGAUUCCGACUUGAAGAAUUGCAUCCUGCCGGGGCCAAACACCUGCCAAGGACGUGUGCACCCUGCCUGCCUCGCUCCCUCGCCAGAGACUGCCCGUCCUUGGGCCUGUGUGCUGCUGCUCCAAGGAAGCAUUUGUGGGAAGAAAACGUGAAAACUGCUGUCAAUAAAAUGACACCCAGACCGUC